GUGUUUACUUUUUCGCUUUUUCUUCUUGUCAGGGAUUUAGCUUCAGUUUUUAAUUUCAUUCUGCCCACUUCCUGAGGAAAAGAAAUCCAAUGUCAGCGAUAGACACAGCGCCGUCGGGAGAUGCCGACACAAUCUGGGCGUACCUGGUUGACGGCAUUGACCACAUUCUGCUCAAGAGCAACGAGGGCUUCGAGUACAAGCGGUACAUGAACCUCUACACCGGAGUUUACAACUACUGCACUACGCUCCGGACGAGCAUACCCUUGACGUUCUCCACGGUUGUGCCAGACAUGGCGGGCAGCGGUGCAAUGCUAUUUGGCGAGCAGCUGUACAAGCGCCUGCAGGAGCACAUCAGCAUCUACAUGGACGGAGUCGCUGCAUCGUCUGCCGAUUUCACCGGCGACGCUCUGCUGGCAUUCUAUACUGCGGAGUGGAACAAGUACGUGGACUCGGCCAAGAUCAUCCACAAUAUCUUCUCGUACCUGAACCGGCACUGGAUCAAACGCGAGCAGGAGGAGGGCAACGCAGUCAACGAUGUCAACACGAUGAUGCUGCACCUGUGGCGCGAGCACUUGUUCAAAAAGGUGCACAAGUCGCUGCUGGAGUCGGUGUUUAGGCUGAUCAAGCAUGUGCGCGACGGCCAGGUAGCGGACGUGGGUAUGGUCAAGAGCGUGGUGGAUUCGUUUGUGUCGCUGGGGUUGGAUGAAAUUGGCACAAACUCGAACCGCAAGAUGGAGGUGUACGAAAAAUACUUCCAGGAGCCGUUCCUGGCCAUGUCCACUGAGUACUACGAGGCUGAGAGCGCACGUCUGCUGCAGGAGGGCACGAUCCGCGACUACAUGGUCAAGAUUGCACAGCGGCUGCAGGAGGAGGACGACCGCGCCCUGAUGUACUUGCACCCAGACAGCGUGGUGCCGCUCAAGAACGCGCUGAAUGCUGCGCUCAUUGGCAAGCACCGCGAGGAGCUGAUUCAGCAGUUCCAGCCGAUGCUGGUGGCGCUGGAGAAGGACGACCUGCAUCGCCUGUACACGCUGCUGCAGCGGCUUGAGGAUUCUGAGGGGCUCGAGCCGAUGCGCAGGACAUUCACUGAGUACGUAACCAACGCCGGCCGUGAGGCGAUCAAGCAGAUCAGUGGCAGCGAAGAUAUCAAAGCGGGUAAUCUGGCUGCCGAGUCGCGGCUCUUUGUCGAGUCGUUGCUGCGCGUGCACGACCUGUAUGCCAAGAUGCUGCGCGAGUCGUUUGACGACAACCCAGGGUUCAGCCGUGCCCUGGACAGCGCGUGCAAGGACUUUGUGAACACUAACGGGUUGUGCGCGUCAGGACAGAGCCGGGCGCCGGUGCUGCUCGCGCAUUACUGUGACUCGCUGCUCAAGAAGGGCGGUGCACGCAAGGCAGGCGGCGCUGCUGCUGUUGCGGCCAGUGGUGGCGCCAAUGACGAAGGCGACCUGGAGGCAUUGCUGUCGCAGGCGAUUGUUGUGUUCCGGUACAUCAAGGACUCAGACGUGUUCCAAAAGUUCUAUUCCCGGUUCCUGGCGCGGCGGCUGGUUAACGAGCAGAGCGUGUCGAUUGAUAGCGAGGAAGCGAUGAUCUCGAAGCUCAAGGAGAUCUCGGGCGUCGAGUUCACCAGCAAGAUGUCGCGCAUGUUCCUGGACAUGUCGCUGAGCGGCGAAAUGAACGACGCGUAUUCGCAGAGUAUCGAUGGUGGGUUCGAGGUGCCGUUCAACUUUAACAUGAAGGUGCUGCACUCUGUGUCAUGGCCACUCAGUCUGCCGGCCACGCAGCCGCAGCUGCCGUCGCAGGUGGCCCAGGUCACGGACAGCUUCAACCGGUUCUACCAGCUCAAGCACAACGGACGCAAGCUCGACUGGCUCUGGCAGCACUCCAAGGCCGAGAUCAAGAUGUUCUUCCCGCGCGCCACUGGCCCGGCAGCCAAGGCUGGGUACACGUUCCAGGUGACCACAUACCAGCUCGCCAUUCUGAUGCUGUUCAACGAGGAGUCUGGACCGGGAACCGGAUACGACUCGCCCAACGGCCCAACUCUGACGUGGGUCCAGAUUGCAGGAGCCACGGGUCUUGAUGACGAUACCAUCGAAGGUGAGAUGGACGUGCUGUGCAAGGCGCGCGUCCUGUCCUGCAGCACGCCCAAGCCUGGCAAGGGGUCGCGGUUCACGCUGAACGGCGGGUUCAAGUCGAAGAAGCUGAAGAUGAACCUGGCGGGCACGAAGAAGCCGGAGCAGAAGCGCGAGAAUAAGGAAACGAUGAAGUCGGUGGAGCAGGACCGCAGGUACCAGAUCGAGGCGGCCAUUGUGCGUAUCAUGAAGGCGCGCAAGACGCUGGCGCACCGGCAGCUGGUGCAGGAGACCAUCUCGCAGAUCAAGCUGUUCCAGGCCCAGGUGCCGGACAUCAAGCAGGCCAUUGAUGCGCUGAUUGAGCGCGAGUACCUUGAGCGCGACGCCGACAGCCGCGACGUGUACAAGUACCUGGCAUAG
This is a messenger RNA of Linderina pennispora, 2489 nucleotides long. RefSeq names its product Cullin-1. NCBI's taxonomy places the organism in Eukaryota, Fungi, Kickxellomycota, Kickxellomycetes, Kickxellales, Kickxellaceae. The transcript has 3 exons. The record is from RefSeq and is a predicted model, not a curated record. Gene Ontology annotation, biological process: protein ubiquitination; SCF-dependent proteasomal ubiquitin-dependent protein catabolic process. The coding region runs from base 90 to 2489 and encodes 799 amino acids. Gene Ontology annotation, molecular function: ubiquitin protein ligase binding. Gene Ontology annotation, cellular component: SCF ubiquitin ligase complex.